GGGCGCGGCUGGGCCUCGGCGCCGGCCCGCGGCCCCGACAUGUCCGGCAAGAUCGAGAAAGCAGAUUCUGAGCGUUCCCAUCUCUCCUCAUUCACUAUGAAGUUGAAGGGCAAGUUUCAUUCACCAAAAAUAAAGAGGACGCCUUCGAAGAAAGGAAAGCAAGUUGACCUGACAGUGAAAACACCAGAGAAGUCAGCAAACAAAAAUGUGUCAUGGCUGGAGGAGAAGGAGAAGGAGGUCGUAAGUGCACUGCGCUACUUCAAGACCAUUGUGGACAAAAUGGCAGUUGAUAAGAAAGUGCUGGAGAUGCUGCCAGGCUCAGCCAGCAAAGUGCUGGAGGCGAUUCUGCCCCUGGUGCAGGCGGAUCCGCGCAUGCAGCAAAGUUCUGCCAUCUCGUCCUGCUAUAGCCGUGUCUACCAGAGCUUGGCCAACCUCAUUCGCUGGUCCGACCAAGUGAUGCUGGAGGGCGUGAAUUCGGAGGACAAGGAGAUGGUGACCACAGUUAAGGGGGUCAUAAAAGCUGUUCUGGAUGGAGUCAAGGAACUGGUCAGACUCACGAUUGAGAAGCAGGAGCAUCCCUCUCCCACAAGCCCAGUUAAACCCAGCUUACCAGCGUGUAAAUCCGACAGCCCGUCAGAACUUCCCCUCACUGAACGAGAGAUGGAGAUCCUCAACAAGACAACUAAUAUGACUCAGUCCAAUGAGUUACUGACUGACUCCAUGGAUGAAGAGGUUGCACCUCCUAAGCCCCCCUUGCCCUGCAUUCGUGUGGCAGAAAACAGCCCUCCUCCAGCCUUACCCCCUAAAAAACGGCAGUCAGCGCCUUCCCCAACGCGAGUGGCGGUGGUGGCGCCCAUGAGUCGAGCCACGAGUGGGUCCAGUUUACCUGUGGGAAUCAACAGACAGGAUUUUGAUGUUGACUGCUAUGCCCAGAGACGGUUGUCAGGUGGAAGCCACUCCUACGGGGGAGAAUCCCCUCGUCUCUCACCGUGCAGCAGCAUCGGCAAACUCAGCAAGUCUGACGAGCAGCUCUCCUCUCUGGACCGCGACAGCGGCCAGUGCUCCCGCAACACAAGCUGUGAAACGCUAGAUCAGUCAGAUCACUAUGACCCGGACUACGAGUUCCUGCAGCAGGACCUCUCCAACGCGGACCAGAUCCCUCAGCAGGUGCCCGGUGUCCUCAGCCCAUUGCCGGAGUCCUUGGGCGAGUCCGGCUCCCCUUUCCAUGGACACACGUUCCAGCUGCCGCAGGGCAGCUCUCCCCCGCUGGAGCUGUGCAGCCUGACGGGAGCAGCGCAGCCGACGGAGACUCCUCCGGCCUUACCGGAGAAGAAGAGGAGGAGCGCGGCCUCGCAGACUGCCGACAGCUCGGGCUGCAAGGUCUCCUACGAGAGGCUCCCUUCACAAUACGAUAACAUCUCGGAAGAUGAUUUGCAGAAUGCAGGCUCUGUCCUCUCAGUGCCCUUCACACCGUUCGCUGCUGUCUUGCCCUUCCAGCAAGGAAACUCCUCAGCACCAGCUGAAUUCAUUGCUAACUUUGCUGCUCCCGAUUCUACCAGUGACCCAGAGAAGCCACCACCUCUGCCGGAGAAGAAAAACAAACACAUGACAGCAUAUAUGCAGUUUGUGGAAGACUACUCAGAGCCACAGCCCUCCAUGUUCUACCAGACGCCUCAGAAUGAGCACAUCUACCAGCAGAAGAACAAGCACCUCAUGGAAGUCUAUGGGUUCAAUGACUCCUUUAUCAGCUUAGACCCUUCACAGGAUCUCGCGCCUCCUCCUGCCCUCCCACCGAAGCAGCGGCAGCUGCAGGCCUCCUAUGCUGCCUCCUCUUUCCCUUCUGUCUCCUACUGUGUCCAGCAAACUAAAGUGCCCUUCAGCCCCGAGGACACCGGUGCCACUCAGGGCCUCACUAUGUCAGUCUCUAACUCCUUUCUCAACCGGCACAGCUCCUUUCCUGUGCAUUCGUACAAGUCUGUGUUUAGGUCCUACUCCCAGGACUUUGUGCCUCACAACCAAGUCUCCAUCCCUCCUUUCCUGUCUUCUACCUCCUCGUCCUGCUCCACCCCUCCUUUUCCGCCCGUGCAUCCGUCUCAGAGCUCUGACCUAGCGGUGCCAAGCACAGCCGGCCCGUCACCCAGCACUGUGGAUGUGCCAAACUCCUCUUCUCAGGAGAGCAGCUUUAACGGGAAUGCUCCUGUCUGCCUUCCUUCUGAAACCCCUUUCGCUGAUUCUCUCCAGACGCCUUCGAGUGAAAACGCCAGUGAGGAGGCUGGUGAGGGUGAAUACGUCAAUCUGUAUUCCUCUGGCCAAAGCAACGGGGAACUCCCUCCCUCGGAAGGAGAAUCUCCCUCCAUCAAAGACGGCCACUCCAAAGACUCCACUUCAAAUAGCAGUGCCAUGGGGAAGGAAGGCAAAGACGGUGCUGAAAGGCAGCAGCAGUCACCAGAUGCGUUGGAAUCGUCACAGCUGGAGGAAGAGGUAGACGAGCUGUCCCUGAUUGACCACAAUGAAAUUAUGUCGAGGUUAACGCUAAAGCAAGAGGGUGAUGAUGGGCCAGAUGUUCGUGGUGGGUCCGGAGAUAUUUUACUAGUGCACGCAACAGAGACCGACAGGAAAGAUCUGGUGCUGUACUGUGAAGCCUUUCUGACCACCUACAGGACAUUUAUUACCCCAGAAGAGCUCAUCAAGAAGCUGCAGUACAGAUAUGAGAAGUUCUGCCACUGCGCAGACACGUUUAAGAAGCGAGUCAGUAAGAACACCUUCUUCGUGCUGGUGAGAGUGGUGGAUGAGCUGUGCUUAGUGGAGUUGACAGACGAAAUUCUCAAGCUGCUGAUGGACCUGGUGUUCCGGCUAGUCUGCAAUGGGGAGCUGAGCCUCGCUAGAGUCUUACGCAAAAAUAUCCUUGAUAAAGUCGAUCAGAAGAACAUGCUGAGAUACGCCAAUUGCACCAAGCCCCUUGCAGCUCGUGGGGUGGCAGCCAGGCCGGGCACCCUGCACGAUUUCCACAGUCACGAAAUAGCUGAGCAGCUGACCCUCCUAGAUGCCGAACUCUUCUAUAAAAUUGAGAUACCAGAAGUUUUGCUUUGGGCAAAGGAGCAAAAUGAAGAGAAGAGCCCCAACCUGACACAGUUUACAGAGCACUUUAAUAACAUGUCCUACUGGGUCCGUUCAAUAAUUAUGGUGCAAGAGAAGGCCCAAGACCGAGAGAGGCUGCUCCUGAAAUUUAUAAAGAUUAUGAAGCACUUACGAAAGCUGAAUAAUUUUAAUUCCUAUCUGGCCAUUCUUUCUGCACUGGAUUCUGCACCCAUCCGAAGGCUGGAGUGGCAGAAGCAAACCUCAGAGGGCCUGGCUGAGUACUGCACACUGAUCGACAGCUCCUCGUCCUUCCGAGCCUACCGAGCCGCUCUGGCUGAUGUGGAGCCUCCCUGCAUUCCUUACCUAGGCCUAAUUCUGCAGGACUUGACCUUUGUUCACCUGGGAAACCCAGAUCACAUUGACAGCAAAGUGAACUUUUCCAAGCGCUGGCAGCAGUUCAACAUCCUGGACAGCAUGAGGUGCUUCCAACAAGUACAUUACGACAUCAAAAGAAACGACGACAUAGUGUCCUUCUUCAACGACUUCAGCGACCAUCUGGCCGAGGAGGCCUUGUGGGAACUGUCGCUGAAGAUCAAACCGCGCAACAUCACGAGGAGGAAAACAGAGCGGGAAGAGAAAACCUAGGAGGAGGCUUCGUGCGAGCGAGGAGACUUGCUCCGCAGAGGCGCCGAGGACCCUGCGGGUCGCUCUUUGGACCCGGUACUGCCUGACGGGCCCUCCCUCGCCCACGGCAGCAGCCCCUGGGUGUGUGAGCGGCGGGCGCCAGAGCCGCUCGCCGCGCUCACCUUCCUCCUCCUCGCGGCCCUCCGCGCCUCCGGUCGGCUCCGAAGCCGGGCAGCGAGCGCGGCGGGAGCAGAGCCCCUUGCACGCCGCCGGGCUGGUGUUUCGCCGGCGCUGGGGAGGCCCCGAGCUCAGUUGCCCCCCGCGAGGGAGGGACAGCGAUGGCUCAGCGCCCGCAAGGUCGUCCCGUGGCUCGGAGCGGCGCCUCGCAGCGAUUCCAGCGCCGCGACACGAGCACGGGAGCGCUGCCCCGGCUGCGGAGCAGCUCUGCUUGCAAACACCUCGUUUUGUUUACAGGGGGGGGAUUUUACCCCCCCGUCUCCCUCGCCUUCCGAUGGGGACGAAGGCGCCGCGCGCAGAUGCAGAAGAGGCACUGAAACGGUGGGCAGGGAGCCGCCGUCUCCAGCCGUCGGAUCCCCCUCCUCCUCUCACGUCUUGUUAUUUAAGCAUCGAUAAUCCCCUUGAACCCUGGAAAUAUUGACUAGCCGAGGUGCCGUGGCUCACCCGUCCCGUGAACCCGUUACCUUUUAGUGAUGGUACUAGCUUUUGCACAGUAAAUUCUGUAGUAUAUAAGACUGUAAAUAUUAGUAUUUAGAAGCCACUGAGGAUUUUUUUUUUUUUUUGAUGCAUGUCUGAAAAGCAUUGGAUUUAUAGGAAAAGAAGAAUUGCAAAACAAGAUGUGUCAAAAUUCACAAGCG
Nothoprocta perdicaria is the source of this 4577-nucleotide messenger RNA. It is a transcript of the gene RAPGEF1, whose product is annotated as Rap guanine nucleotide exchange factor 1. Gene Ontology annotation, molecular function: guanyl-nucleotide exchange factor activity. The transcript has 26 exons. The record is from RefSeq and is a predicted model, not a curated record. Lineage: Eukaryota; Metazoa; Chordata; Aves; Tinamiformes; Tinamidae. Gene Ontology annotation, biological process: positive regulation of GTPase activity; Ras protein signal transduction. The coding region runs from base 40 to 3723 and encodes 1227 amino acids. Gene Ontology annotation, cellular component: plasma membrane.